This is a messenger RNA of Trichomycterus rosablanca, 939 nucleotides long. RefSeq names its product oocyte zinc finger protein XlCOF8.4-like. The transcript has 2 exons. Bases 1 to 939 code for a protein of 312 amino acids. The record is from RefSeq and is a predicted model, not a curated record. NCBI's taxonomy places the organism in Eukaryota, Metazoa, Chordata, Actinopteri, Siluriformes, Trichomycteridae. Gene Ontology annotation, biological process: regulation of transcription by RNA polymerase II. Gene Ontology annotation, molecular function: DNA-binding transcription factor activity, RNA polymerase II-specific; RNA polymerase II cis-regulatory region sequence-specific DNA binding.
AUGGCAGAUUUGGAGUCUCUAAACUCGUUUAUGUGUGACAGGUUAAUGGCGGUAGCAGUAGAGAUAUUUCAGAUAGUGAAGGAUACGGUUAUUCAGUAUCAGGAGGAGGUGCAGAGACAUAAACAGGAAAAUGUUUAUCUGAGGAAAAUGCUGGCGGAACUGAGCAGCACCAACACUGCAACAGCUCCACAAAUCUGCCACACCACUGAGUUUCCUUCAGAGCAGCCAAACACCAAUCAAGUGAUGCUGGACUCUGAGAACUCACUAAUACAAGUAAAGCUGGAGCUCAGUACCAUGCAGCAGAAUCUUGCGUCACCCCUGCCUAUAAACGAUCAACCUGCAUGCUGUAUACCUCCAGAAGCUGCUAAAGGUCCCUGUAACCCUGCUGUCACAGAGCAGGAGGUCAUGGUCAAACUAGAGCACAGUGACACCCAAGCUCUUCACAGUGCACCCCCAAACUCCUCUGCACAAAACAAUCAAAGUCAGUUCGAACCGGACCCCCACACGUCCGCUCAGAGUGACAUGUCUCAGCUACCAUUUCACCUGCAAAGUCCAGUUGCACAGCGCUUGUUUCGUUCCAAGAUGUCUCGGAAACCUUGCAGAAAGGGCGGCCAUUUAAAGGCACGCAAGGUACCACGCUCUGACGGAGCCAAACUCCGAUGUGAUCUGUGUGGGAAGUGGUACAGUACCACGCACUCUCUUAAACUGCACCUAAGAACACACACGGGGGAGAGGCCGUUUCAGUGCAAGUUCUGCGUUAAGACUUUUCAUCAGAAGGUGCAUUUAAAGGAACACGAGAGAACCCACACGGGUGAAAAACCCUUUAGCUGUUCGGCUUGUGGAAAAUUUUUCAGCCGCUCUCACCAGAUCAAAAUGCACAUUCAGAACCAUCAUCCAAACCAUUCAGCAACCAUUAUAAAACAUCCACAAUAUAAAUGA